UGGGUUGUAAAGGGCGGAGUUAAUAACAAAAACUGACGGGUUCUUCUGUUGCUUCCUCCUGUUAAGCAUCCGUUUUAGUCCGCAUGUCGGUGUAGACCACAAGGAGAGAAGCUGUCCAUACGUGAUGAAACACUUGUAAAAUAUGAGGAGAGAGAUUGCAGCUGUGGUGUUCUUUCUGAAGAGGCUUGUGAAAAAGGGGGAGAAGUUGGAAGCGGAGAUGGUCGAGCUGUUUGUUGAGAGGCUGGCUGUGGCACUGCAGGAGAAGUUUAAGGGGCACUGGUAUCCUGAAAACCCCAGCAAGGGACAAGCAUACAGGUGCAUCCGAGUGAACAGAUUUCACAAGCAGGAUCCAGAGCUCCUUCGGGCCUGUCGUGAGAGUGGUAUCCAGUACAGUGACCUGGGACUUCCUCGUGAACUCACAUUGUGGGCGGACCCUGGGGAGGUUUGUUGCAGGUAUGGUGAGCAAAAUCCUUGCUUCUCGGUUGCCACUUUCUCAAGUGACGAUGAGGAUGGCAAAGAUGUUUCAAAGAAGGUGACCAGUGCACUGGAGAGGGUGACAUCAGACUACCACUCUGGUUCCUCUUCAGAUGAGGAGAGUGCCCGCACUUCUCCCCUCACUAUCCCCAGCAGAUGCUCUGCUUCCCAGAAAAUGAAUCCAUGUGCUCCUAUAUGGCAUCCCAAAAAGAUGGUACCAGGAAAAGGUCAUAUCCUUCCACAGCCCCACUACAGCUACAGGCCUCGGAAUAGAGCCCCACACAGUUUGAGGAACAACCUGUGGGUCCCUACUGUGUACAGGGGAGGGCCUGGAUAUUGGGAAACACACAAAAAUCUGGCACAUUGUUACAGUUAGGAAUCAUGGUGCUUAUUGUUCACACUGGACAUUAAACCUGAAGGCAACUUUAAUAUGACUGACCAUUUGUUGUUGUUUCUUUUUAAACAUGAACUUUUUAUAAAUGUUUUUUUGACAAAGUCUGUUUUGCACUUUAGACUAUUUGUUAUAGUUGGAGGAAAUCACUUGUAUUAAAUUAGAUAUUGAUAUUGGAAUACUACACGUAUAGUCUUGAAGUACUGUAUUUUUACUAAGGGAAAUGUUUAUGUUUGCCACUGACUGUCCUUUGUGAUAAAGUGUUUUAUUUAUUCAUAGUGAAGAGUUGUGUCAGAAGUAAAGGCUUAAAUUUAUGGAGUUUUAUUAAAUACUUCUAGCAUCACAACACACACUUUGAUUUUCUCCCCUAUACUGUGUUACCUUCUGUUUGUCUUUGUGUUACCACCUAUCAACUUGCUACCAAUCAGUGCAAAUAUCACACUUUCUUUUAACUCCAUUGAUUUUUUAAAAAAAUUAUUAUUAUUGUUCCCCCUGUAUGUUUUGGUGUCAACUAGAAAAUACUCAAACCCGCGCACACACAGUGUCUCGCCCUGGUGUCGUGUGUAUGAGGUCCAAUAUCAGGACAGAAAUUCUGGCUUUUUGGGCAAAGAGCUGUUGCUCAGUUCCUAACUGAUCUCAACUAAAUGUUGCGUGACUCUUCAGUCACAUUCAAUAACAUACCUGAGACAUACAUAUUAAAAUGGUCACAGAUGUGGGGGAUGUGACGAAAUCUUUUGAGCAUCAGCUAACCUGCUGGAUGGGGCUCCCACACCAGCGGCAGACUGAAACAUUGCACAGCACAGUUUGACAGCUGCUCUCUUAUUUGAAAGGGGAUUCCACAGUGGGCCCUCUCCUUGCUUGAUUUGGUGGAUUUUUCACACGGGCUGCCAUUCUGCCUGCAAAAAAUCAAGAUAUUUGUCUCUGCAGGGGAUCAAACCUGUGAUCUUUUACUUAAUAGGCAAAUGUGUAAACUAGAUAAACAUUUUUCAGAGGAUGUGACGUAACAGUAAUCAUAUCAGGGUAAAUAUUUUGGUAAACACACCUUUGUGGUACAGGUUUAAUUGUUUUUACUGGCACAGCCAGGGUGACCGUCACGCACACAGGGAUAGUUCCUCUGGCCUGAAAAGAAAAAGAUGUUUCCACAAGUCAUUGCAUGUUAGUUAUGUUUAUAGUUUCCUAAUGAUGAAGUUACUUAAAACUGCAGGCACUCUGGCUGAUAACCUGUCAUUAGCUCUACAGUCAAUUUCUAUAUAUAAUUAAUAAUUGUCAUAUUCUGCUGUGCACUUAUUUAAUUUUAGAAGAUUCAAUGUCAGGACAGAUGUGAAACUGAAAAUAAGCUUUUAAUGCUGAUAGUUCAGUGCAAAGAAGAUAAAGGAACAGAGCGAGGAGACAAAACUACAUGGAUGACGUGACAAUGACAGAACAGGCAGAGGGUUUUAUUUUAGUUGAUUCUAUGCUGUUUUAUCUUGUUUUGGGGUUUUUUUUAAUAUAGGGCUGUUUUAAUUUUUAUGUAUUUUGUGUUUUAUUUAUUUAUUUUUGCUGUUUUGUGUUAUUCUAUUGCUUUUAACUUAUUUUCUGUACAGCACUUUGGUCCUGUGCUGGGGAUUUUAAAGUGCUUUAUGAAUAAAAUUGGAUUGGAGAGGGAACAGAAAAACAAAGGACCUAAAUAACCUUCAGAGCCAUCACUAUCAAGAACUGAAGACUCAUCAUACGGGACUUCUAAAUACAAUGAACUAAACUAAAGCAACAACACUACAAAUAGUAAGAAGAGUAAGUGAAUAUCAACGGCAGCAAAGGCAACUAAUGAACCAAACCCAAAAACUCAAAACCACGAUCCAGGGACCAUGACAAUGACCAACACAAAGUAACACAUCACUGAUCGAUGUGCAAAGCUGGGAGAGACUCACUCCAAAAGACUUGCAGCUGUAAGUGCCGAUGGUUGGACAGAAUAUUGGUUCUUCAUGUUUGAUGUGCAAAUAUCAAUUAACACAUUUAUUAAUUUUUUCUCUAAUUUAGUACAUUUAAAACACAAGAGUGUGAUACAUUUUUACAAUGAAAAUUAAUUACAAAGCCAACAGCCUUUCCAGAGAGACCCACUGAUGUAACGUCACCUUCCUCUGCUGUAAAACCUCACAUCAAAACUGCUUUCUGUAAGAAUAUGUAGAAGAUUGGAGCUCAACCUGUAGGAGGACUCCAGGGCUACCACAAUACAACAGGGCUCCUUUUAGCCCUCCUCCUGCACCAGUUAUCAUUAUUACAGAGUACCCGAAGACCUUAAGGGGAAGAAAAAGGAGUCUUCUGAAAACUUAGUAAAACUCAAUGUAAAGCCCACAGAAACCGAUCCUGUGUUUCAGAACAAAUACCUAAUAACUUCUGACAAAGAAGACCUGAAUAAUUUAGCAAUAAUUCUAAAUAUAAAAACAAAAAACCAUACGUGUAUUUCAGCUGUUUAUUUCUGCCACCUGGAAACAUCUGAAGCUGUGGUGGGGAGGAGGUCACUAAACAAACAGCAACUCUUAACACACUCUGAUCUACUUCGUUGUGCACCUCCGUCCUAUCUGGCACAGGUUCCCCGUCUGUCACAGGCCUAACACAGAAAGAUCACCAUUCACAGUCAUGGCCAAAUUAGAACUACAAGCUAACCUAAUGUGCAUGAUUUGAACUGUGUGAGGAAGCUGGAGCAUCCAGACACAACCAGUGCAGGCACAAGGAGAACAGGAAGCAGGAACCCGCUUCCUGUAAGGUGACAGUGCUAACCACUGCCCCACUGUUUCAUGUUAUACACAACAUUAUUUUUAAUUGAAAUUGUACAGUACUGUGUCUUUUUUAAAGUGAUCUUGAGCAAUACUGUUCCAGAUUCCCUGGAGGUCUUUCAAAGUUUACUUUGGACAUUGGCUACUUUUUCGCUUAUUUUCCAUCCAGUCGUUGUGCCUGACCAUUUUCAGAGGAAGGUUAACAAACAAUUUAAAAUUGUAUCUUUAGGAACUAUAUUACUACCAGCCAAAGGGUGAGAUAUGCAAAAUCACACAAGACCUGGACUAAAAAUCAGUGGCAACGAUGUUAUGGGGAGAUUAAUCCACACUUGAAAGUUUAGUUUAAACUGUGUUUAAUAUGUUUGAAGGUCAGGAGAGAAGUACAACAGUGAGUCUACAGAAAUCUGUAAAACACGGUAGAGAUCAAAGCCUGGAGAACUAUUUCUGAACACUACUUAAAGAAGUUACAGGAAAGCUUGUCUGGGAGAGUUAAGUCUGUGUUGAAUAAUAAAGGUUGUCAAACAUUGACUUUCAAGCUUUUCAGAAACUCUCUUGUUGGCUUACAUACUGUAUUUUCUAUUUAUUUGUGCACUUGUUUCAAAGCUGCUGCAGUGCCUUCACAAUAUAAUGUAAAGAAAUGACAGUGGUUCAUGACAUGUGGUAUUUCUUUUGAUUUCAGAUUAGUUUGGAUCUUAUUAACAUAUUUGCUUUUUCUUAUUCAAUCAAUUUGCUACACGUUUGCUGUGUUUAACUUAUUUUUUAACUGUGGUCACAAAUAUAUUUCCCAGUUUGUGUAUUCCUCACACAUGUGAGGCUUUUGCUCAAGUUUUGUCUGGUUGUCUCUUAUAGUGUGUCUUUUGUCUCCUCUCCUUCUUCUCUUCCCUUUCAUCCCAAAUUGGUCACGGCGGAUGGCUGCCCCUGUUCAAAGGGAGUUUUUCCUCCCCACUUUCACCAAGUGCUUGCUCAUCAUGAUCGUCUGAUUGUUAGUUUCAACAUAAAGCACCUUGAGGCAACAGCUGACCUGAUGCUAUAUAAGUAUAAUCACACUCAUUCCAGCUGGAUGGCAGGGAGUCAAGUUGUGGAAUGUAGCUGAGAACUGUUACUCAAAUGUUUUACAGUACGAAAUGUGUCAUCGUACUUCUGCUCUACUACAUUUCCCGAUCAUUUAUUAACAGCUUUAGUUGCUUACUUAUUUUGCAGAUUUUUACAGAUUACAUUCUACAUAAAACUGCCCAGCUCAAUAUAAGUAAUUAAAAUAACUUUCAGCUGAACAAUACAAUCAAGAAUUCACUGCCAUCAUCCUUACUUGAGUAUGUCUUGAGGCUAAAUUUCUUGUACUGUUACUUAAGUAGUCUUGUGAUUUAUUUAUUUCGUUUAUUUUUAUUUUAUUUUUAACUAAAGUAAUGUUGUACGAUUGUCAAUUGUUGGACUCUGUAUCCAAUAUUUUAUAUGUCAGUUCUCUUCCAGCACAUCCUCUUGUGGUUUCACAAAAUAAACUUCCGUGAAGAAAAGUUCCCUGAUUGACUGAAGCGGAAUCUUUAGAGAACCAUUGAAGGAAAGGUCCGUGAGGGCCUCUGGCUGGGACACACACAGAGUAGUGCCGUUGUACCGUAAAUCAUUCUUCAAAGAUCCAGCGGAUAAGAAGACACGGGCAGGUUGAGCGAACCGUAGCAUGGGCACCGGCAGGGGGCGUCGCUGGUCGUGGGAUGGAUAGGCCAAGCGGCGGUCACGUGACGCAGUGCGGCGCGCUUCGCUGUGCACCUGCACAGAGUGGAGGACAAGGAGGAGGCGGUGUGGAGUUUGGAUGCUGUGUCGGGGCUGAGCUGCCGAGUCUCACUUCAAAUUCAGCACAAGUUCUUCACCAAGUUUCACUGAACAAGCGGCGGAAUAGUUGAGCAGGAAUGGAGCUUUCGGCGGCCCGGUUGUGUGUCUCACUGUUGAGCCUCUUCGCAGGUAUGAUGACCAGGACAUCUGUUACAGUUGGAAUAGAAAAGGCUAAGUGUCCGAACCACAGCAAGGUCAGCGAGCCACAACAGACAUUUAAUUCCUGCGUUGCAUCUUACCGCCAUGCCAGGAAAUCGACAGCUUGCCCAGCUGCCCUCUGGAGAGAUGAGACUGAACUGACAUUGGCUCUGUGACUGGCUGGUUUAUGAUGGUCAGAACUCACAUUACUGCACAACCUUAAUUAAAUGCUGCUGUUUUAAUAAGCAGUCACAAAGGGGCAGCCCGGCUGCAGUUGUUGCUGGUAAGUUCCUGAGAAACCAGCUGUUAAGUGUCUUAAUGGAGCCCAUGUAUAAUUCAUAGGCACAUGCAGAGGUGCGUAGCUGGCUGGCCUGCUAUGAGUGGCUGAUAAUUGCAAGAAGAAAAGACCCAUCACCAAAUCUCCAGUCACACCGGCACACACGGCACCCAGCUCCUUUAAAAAGUGGCAGGGGAGCAUCACCUCCACAUUUAUUUCAUUUGAGACAAGAUUUAUAAAUGACAGCUGAAGCUAUAACACAACUCAGCAGCUAGACCUGUAGAUUAAUGACCUGUGAACACAUAAAAAAGAUCCUCUGUCUGCCUUCAAUGUCACCCAACAUUUUGUCAACUAAUACAGCCUUUAGGCAGCAGUCCUAUGGUGUUCAGCCCACGUUGGUUCCUUACAGCUCUGAAGCUGUGGGACAUCGAUCCAGCAAGGAAAACUCAUACUUGUGUUAGGUGUGUUUCCUUAUACAUCGCUGCCCAGCUGGGCCUCCCAGAUGGAUGUGUCUGAACUGUAGAGCUUUGCUUGUACCAGAAAACUUCUACAGUUUGCUAGUUUAAACUUUUCCACACCAAGGUAGGUAAACAAUUGUGUAGGUUGUCCUUCACUGACAUAAUCUACUGUAGCUGUAAGCCUGUUCGAGAUGCCCUUAUAAGCAGUGUUUGGCUGCAAGUACAGUCUACUCAGGGUUCAGACCUCUUUAGAUGUCAUCAGGAGCCAUCGGGGACUUUGCUUCUGAGGCAGGUUUCAGGCGGAAACACUCUGCUGCACUCACUACACACUGAGCUGACCUUGACAAAUCUUCUGCAGGUGGAAGCUUGUUUGUAGCAUUUUUUCCCUUUUUCCACACAAGUCAGAGGCAUGGAAACAGUUACAACUUGGAAAUCAAAA
Messenger RNA from Haplochromis burtoni (Burton's mouthbrooder), 6754 nucleotides. It is a transcript of the gene btg3, whose product is annotated as B-cell translocation gene 3. The transcript has 6 exons. The record is from RefSeq and is a predicted model, not a curated record. NCBI's taxonomy places the organism in Eukaryota, Metazoa, Chordata, Actinopteri, Cichliformes, Cichlidae. Gene Ontology annotation, biological process: negative regulation of mitotic cell cycle; negative regulation of cell population proliferation. The coding region runs from base 143 to 850 and encodes 235 amino acids. Gene Ontology annotation, cellular component: nucleus; cytoplasm.